Molecule: messenger RNA, 1509 nt
Organism: Sugiyamaella lignohabitans
Lineage: Eukaryota; Fungi; Ascomycota; Dipodascomycetes; Dipodascales; Trichomonascaceae
Gene: YAK1
Product: serine/threonine protein kinase YAK1
Exons: 1
Coding region: 1-1509 (502 amino acids)
Biological process (GO): peptidyl-threonine phosphorylation; peptidyl-serine phosphorylation
Molecular function (GO): protein serine/threonine kinase activity; ATP binding
Source: RefSeq, a predicted model, not a curated record
AUGGAAGACAGGGGCAAUGAAGAACUUACUGAGGAUGAGGUGAUUCAGCAAAGAGCAGCCAAGAGACAGAAGCUAAUGCAAGAUCUCAAGUUAAAGGGAAUUGUUGGUAUAAAUAACAGUGUCCAGUCGGAAAAUAACAAUGAUCCAGAAAGUAAUAUACAAGAACAUUCUACAGAUAACAAUGUGUUAGCACAAACUGAUAAUAAUGUGUUGAGUGGGCCCCAACAAGAUAUGCAGGCAUCUGACUCGGACUCGGACUCUGAUGAUAUGUUUGAUAAUGAAGAAGCCGAUGUAGAGGUCAAAAACUCCAACCCCAACUCUGGUAAGCAUUUACAACUCCAUGAAAGUAUGCUGGACAACUGGGAUGAUGUGGAAGGCUACUAUAGAAUAAUUCCAGGAGAACUUAUUGACGAUCGAUAUCAAGUAAUGUCAACUUUGGGAAGAGGUGUGUUCGCAGCUGUAGUGAGAGCAAUCGACCUUAGUAAUAAUGGUUCGGGGGAAACCCAGGUUGGAGACAAUGGGGGUGCUACUACAGCAUCCGCGGGGGGCAGAAAAGAUAGAAGUACUGCUACUGCUAAAAACGGGUCCACUGGUAAAAAUAAAGUCGAAACCAAUCUUGUUGCAAUCAAAAUAAUUCGUAAUAAUGAAACAAUGACCAAAGCAGGAUUGAAAGAGGUAGAGAUGCUUGAAAAGUUGAAUGCCAGGGACCCCAAGCACGUUCGAAAUGUGGUUCGCCUACUCAGGUCAUUUGAACAUAAAAACCAUUUAUGCCUUGUAUUUGAAAACUUGAACUCCAACCUUAGAGAAAUCCUUAAAAAGUUUGGCCGUGAUAUUGGUUUGAACAUACAAGCAAUUAGACAAUAUUCAAAGCAAAUGAUCCAAGGGCUAGAUUUAUUGCGGGAAUGCGAGAUUAUACAUGCUGAUAUCAAACCUGACAACAUUCUAGUCGACGAUUCCAAGACAGUAGUGAAGAUAGCCGAUUUAGGGUCUGCACUGGAAUACAAUACAGAUAUGGAAGUCACGUCGUAUCUUGUAUCACGAUUUUAUCGUGCCCCUGAGCUACUGCUAGGACUAGACUACGAUUUUGCCAUUGAUAUGUGGUCGCUUGGUUGUUCAUUAUAUGAAUUAUAUACAGGAAAAAUAUUGUUCCCAGGUCAGACCAACAAUCAAAUGCUCAAACUCAUGAUGGAGUUAAAAGGCAAAGUGAACCAUAGGAUGAUACGAAAAGGGAAAUUCUCACUCAGUAAGGACUAUUUUAAUGGCGACAUGGACUUUAUCAGCCAUGAAACUGACAAAGUGACUGGAGAACCCGUUGGUAAGGUGAUCAAAGACGUUGGCCCAAAAGAGUCACUGAAAUUGAAACUGCGUGGGAUGGAAACCCCUGGAACAGAAGAGUAUGUUCUGCUUGAGCAGUUUGUCGACCUUCUCGAUCGCAUGUUGGCACUUGACCCCAGCAAACGUAUUAAGCCACAGGAAGCGCUGACACAUCCUUUCCUGGAUGGUUUCUGA